UUUAAACUUUAUUUUACAAGAAUAGAUUUGAUACAUCAAAAAGAUGGGACAUUAGAAUAUAAAGUUGUUACACCUAUUUUUUUAAUUUUUUGGUUGUAGCUUUAAAACCCAGUAUAAAGCAUGAUUGAUGAUUUAAAAGCGGUAGAAACAAAUUAAAACUAAAAUCAGCUCCUACAACCUAACUAAUCAUCCUUGAUGUAUCCAAAAUUCUCUAUUAAAAAAUUAUUUUGGUUAAAACAAAAUUGGUACAUAUAUUGGGUAUUUAAUAUUUUUUGUAAUCCCCUACUAUACUAAAAGAUAAACAUUUGUAAUAAAUAUGUUCACACUAAUUGACACAUAACAGCUUCACAGUCAUUUAAAAAUUAGAAUCAUGACGUGACAGUCUCACAAUUAUUUAAAAAUUUAUGUGUUCAUACACUAAUUUUUCUAUAGCGCAUACAAUUUAAUGUGUUCAUACACUAAUUUUUUAAUCAACUAAUUUUCAGUUUCUGGAUUUUUAACUUUUGUAUUAGUAAAUUGAAGUUCUCUUUGUGCAACUACUAAAUAAUAUCAUUGUUGAAAGAAAGAAAUUACAAAAUAAUUAAGAUUUGUAUCAAUUACAAUGUUGGAAUAAAAAUAUUUUUAGAAAUUGAAAGUUCCGCACCUUGCGAAAUUUGGCCAUGGUUGAGGCUUCGGUAUACAAAAGCAACAAAUAAUUGUGAUUGAUUAUGAAUUAAAAAAAAUUGAGAUGAAAAACACCACACACAAAGUCAAAUCUGUAGUUUAGCCAAGUAAUGUUUUUUACUGAGUUUUCAUAUCAAACUAAAAAUUUUAAAAUAAGCAUAUUGGUAGGAAAAAAAAAAAGAAAUCAAAAAGCUUUAAAAGAAAAGAAGAUCAUUCGCGAAAUCAAUUGAAAGACAUAAUUCAAAUGCCGAUUGAAGAGAUCAUAUUAUUUUCGACCCAACCCUAACUCCUUCAGUUCGAUUAUAUCUUGUUUUUAAUAUAUUUACCAAGAAUUGUUUUAUAAAAAAGUACACACUAUUAGUUGUAGAGUAUGUCAAUUUUACAACAUGUCCAACAAUAUUGACACGACAGACGCCCAACAAUAUGAUUUAAAAAUUAUCAAAGUAGUCACAAAUAAAUAUCUAGCAAUAACAAAAAGAAUGUUCAAAAUACUGAAAAUGUUCUCCAUUCAAAAAAUUAAAUUGAUUUAAUUUUAUGUAAAUUUAAGUAUUUAAUCUUACAUUAUUUAAAUAUUUAUGCUUUAUAUUAUUUUAUUUUUCAGAUUUUGAGGAAAUGAAUCCAAACGGAUUUUUGAAUGUUCAUUCCUAGAAAACACUAUACAACAAAUCUCUUAGUACAAUGUAAAACAAAUAAUCUAAUUAACUAUUUCACUCCACGCACGACACGAAUCCCUAGUAUCUAAUAUUUCUUAAAAAUAAUAUAUGUUUAUAGUCCAAGUAUAGUUAUAAAUAUAGAGUAUUUGUUUGACUUAGCAUUUAAGUAUAUGUUUCUUAUCAUGAAUUGGAGCAAAACAUUAAGCAAAUUUGUCUUUUUCCUUUGAACUUUCAUUAUUUUAUUAAUAUUUGUUUUGAAUUCAAUGCCAAGUGUCAACUUAACUUCAAAAGAAUCAUGUCAGAAUGGAGUGAAAAUUACGUGUCAUAGUCAAAACAUCAAAUAAAACUAUAACAAAACAAACUCAGAAAAUGUUCACUUUCAAUUAAUUUGUAACCGCUACUUAAAACUACCACAAAGCAUAAAAUCUAUGGUUAGAUAAGAUAGCUAAAUAUUUGCAUUCAUUGGCUCAAAAUAACCCUUUUACUUAAAUGCCACUUUCAUACGUGUGUAAAACGAGUAGGGUGACCUUAUAUCUACCAUUCAAUUUCACAUUCUUCUCCAUCACAAACCAGUCAUGUCAUCUCCAACACUAGACCAACUACACACUUACCAUGCCCAAGAAAGGGUGAUAUUCUCUAAACUGGUCCUACAAUUUUCAAGAUCACCAUCAGAAUCACUCCUUGUCAUGGCUACAUGGUUUUGGCUUGAAAACUUUGGUUUUGAAGACAUUUUUGCAACCAUCUUUCCUCUUCCAGAUCGACUCAUUGCAUCUUUUGCUAACGAAGCUGUCUCCUGCUUCCGAUGCAUCGAGUCCUCUGAUCCCCCAAAUGGCUUUGACCAAAUCCCUCUCACUUCACAAUAUUUUCAAAAUCAUGUCUCACUUCCCAUGAUUUACAAACAUCGAUACACCGCCAUUGCUGGUAUCAAAACCUUUCUAAACACCAUUUGUUCUAGAAUCUUUUCAGACAUCCUUGCACAAGUUCUUCCAUAUUCUUCACCACCAUAUUCCGUCCCCGGACUCCACCCAUCUCUGAUCAUACCUGGCUUCCCGCAUCCGACUUUCGGAAACAUCAAUGUCAUGCGACCUGAUCUAGUUGAUGGGGUUAACACCUUCAACAACAACAACUCGUUCCUCUUCCCAAAGGGUCUUUGGGAGUGGAACGAUCACUCCAUGGAAAGUGAGAAUGAUCGUACCAUGUUUAUAACAUUUUCUCGUGGCUUUCAUGUGUCGCAGGCCGAAGUUAAGGAGCUUUUCACCAACAUAUUUGGAGAAAAGUGUGUGGUAGGUGUUUACAUGCGAGAAGACUGCGUAAGUUCACCUAACAUAUUUGCAUGUAACAAUGAUCAGCAACAAUCACUAUUUGCUAAGUUGGUUUUGGACUCGGUGGUUACGGUGGAUCGUAUACUAGAAGGUGAGAAGCUACAAAAGUUUCGGAUCAAUGGUAAACACAUUUGGGCUCGUAAAUACAACGAGAAGAAGGACGGACGUACUUGCUUCACUUAAAAGUCGAAAGAAAAUCUAAUUUUUCUUUUGUUCAUCUUUAUCUUUAUGUUAUAAUUUAAUAAUAAGAAAACAUAUGUAAUGCCUUACGCCUAGCUCUUUUAUUUUGGACUUUUUCAUUAUGAAUGGAAUAUGUUUUCAC
Brassica napus (rape) is the source of this 2960-nucleotide messenger RNA. RefSeq lists its product as uncharacterized. The coding region runs from base 1892 to 2821 and encodes 309 amino acids. Lineage: Eukaryota; Viridiplantae; Streptophyta; Magnoliopsida; Brassicales; Brassicaceae. The record is from RefSeq and is a predicted model, not a curated record. The transcript has a single exon.